Molecule: messenger RNA, 72 nt
Organism: Spirodela intermedia
Lineage: Eukaryota; Viridiplantae; Streptophyta; Magnoliopsida; Alismatales; Araceae
Source: the annotation of a GenBank genome assembly
AUGAUCGAUUAUCCACCCAAGAAGAUGGGAGAGCCCCCACAUACGGAAGAGGAUGUUAUCCGGUGGAUGUAG